Molecule: messenger RNA, 42325 nt
Organism: Anolis carolinensis (green anole)
Lineage: Eukaryota; Metazoa; Chordata; Lepidosauria; Squamata; Anolidae
Gene: ntrk3
Product: neurotrophic receptor tyrosine kinase 3
Exons: 18
Coding region: 37971-40283 (770 amino acids)
Biological process (GO): positive regulation of neuron projection development; positive regulation of phosphatidylinositol 3-kinase/protein kinase B signal transduction; homophilic cell-cell adhesion
Cellular component (GO): signaling receptor complex; plasma membrane; axon
Molecular function (GO): transmembrane receptor protein tyrosine kinase activity; neurotrophin receptor activity; ATP binding
Source: RefSeq, a predicted model, not a curated record
GAUAUCGGGAGUGGGGACAGGAGAGCUUCCCCUGAUGAGCGAAGGGAUCGUGUAGGCUUGUGGUAGGAGAUACGGUCACGAAGGUAGGUGGGUCCCAAACCGUUUAGGGCUUUAUAUGUGAUGGUAUACACCUUGAAUUGGGACCGGAAAAUAAAAGGCAGCCAGUGGAGCUCCUUGAACAGGGGAGUAGAUCUCUCCCUGUAACUCGCCCCCGUAAUUAACCUGGCAGCCGAGCGCUGGACCAAUUGUAGUUUCCGGGCCGUUUUCAAGGGAAGCCCCACAUAGAGCGCAUUACAGUAGUCCAGUCUAGAGGCAACUAAGGCAUGCACCACCGUGGUCAAGUCAGACUUCACGAGGUAUGGUCGCAGUUGGCGCACAAGUUUGAGUUGUGCGAAGGCCCUCCCGGCCACCGCCGACACCUGCGCCUCAAGCGUCAGCGCUGAAUCCAGGAGGACCCCCAAACUGCGGACCUGUGAUUUCAGGGGGAGUGCGACCCCGUCCAGCACAGGUUGCCACCCAACACCCCGAUCCGACGCGCUGUGAUGACUCAUGGGCCAUGUAGUCCCGUUCCUAGCGCUGUUGUGACAGAUGAAGAGGAAAACUUGGGUUUUCCACCGUUUCAGCCAGAAUUGGAACUUUCCCAGCCUGAAUUGGAGCCCUUGCACCUGCAGGAGGUUUGUCUUCCAGAAAUCUGCCAAACAAGCCCUGAGUCAAAAUCUCCCCCAUUUUCUCGCCGUAAUUAUUAUCAACAACAAAAAGGAGUUCAACAGGCUAAUCGCAGAAGCCUGAGAAUCGCAGCCAGGCAUUCAGCUGAUUAAGCCUGCUUUCAUGAGAAACUUUAGGGAGUUAUGCAUCUGGACACAGAGAUUGACUUUCGGUUCUGUUUCCCCAGAGAAGUGUUCUUUGGUGGGAAAACGAGACCCUAUUUAGGUUCUUUGCCCUGUAGGAAUCUUGCGGAGUCAAUUCGUCAGCAACUGGAGUAGGUUGUGUGUGGACAGCGCUACUCCCGCUUCCAAGCCUUCGUUCCCGCUUCCAAGCCUUCGUUCCCGCUUCCAAGCCUUCGUUCCUGUUUCCAGCCUUGUUUUGCUCCACGGACCUUGCCUUGCUUCCUAGGACUCAGCCUUGCUUUCCAGGACCUUGCCAAGUAAUUACCACGGAUUGUGUCCCUGAUCCUCGUUCCUUGUUGCCUCGUAUCAAGCCUUGUGUUUCAAGAAUCAAGUUUACUUCCUAGCCUUGCAUCAAGUUCCUUGGACUAAGAACCUUGUCAUCUCCCCUCACUUUGCUUGGCAAGUGAGUGUUUCGGUUAUUGGAUUACAACUUUGGACCUUAAUAUUUUAUAUUGGACAUUGUUUUCCUGGACUAUAAUUGACCUUUCCUGAAAGGUCUUCUUCUGAACUAUAUUCUACACUUAUUUUUUAUUGACUUUACAUAUUUCCUUAAUAAAGAUAUUAGAUAGAUUCUGGCCUCUGUGUAUGGUUAUUGGUGCUCUGCAGCCUGGGUCGUGACACGCGCGACUGACCAGGAGGGCCUCUGUCUUGUCAGGAUUGAUCCUCAGCUUGUUCCUCCUCAUCCAGUCCGCCACAGCGGCCAGGCACAGGUUCAGCAUCCGAGGGGCUUCCUUGGAAUCAGAUGGAAACGAGUAGUGGAUUUGCGUGUCAUCUGCGUAGAGAUGGCAACACCCUCCAAAACUCUGGAUGACCUCUCCCAGCGGUUUCAUGUAGAUGUUAAAUAGCAUGGGGGAUAGAAUAGACCCUUGCGGGACCCCACAGGUCAAUGCCCAGGGGUCCGAGCAGGUAUCCCCCAGCUUCACCAUCUGGGAACGGCCCUCCAGGAAGGACCGAAGCCACAGCAAAACCGUGCCACCGAGCCCCAUCCCGGAGAGCCUGCCCAGAAGGAUAUCAUGGUCGAUGGUAUUGAAAGCCGCUGAGAUAUCCAAGAGAACCAGCAGGGUCACACUCCCCCUGUCCAGCUCCCUGCGGAGGUCAUCCACCAAGGCGACCAAAGCCGUCUCAGUACUGUGCCCAGGCCUGAAGCCAGACUGCAAGCGGUCCAGAAAAUCAGUGUCAUCGAGGAAUUCCUGGAGCUGCGUGGCAACCACCCGUUCCAGAACCUUGCCCAAGGUUUAUUUGCAGUAUUUAUAUUCCGCCCUUCUUUCUCACCCCGAAGGGGACUCAGGGCGGAUCACAUUGCACACAUAUAAGGCAAACAUUCAAUGCCAUAACAUAGAACAGAGACAGACGCAGGCACGGGCUGGCCUCGAACUCAUGACCUCUUGUGAUUUGUUGCAGCUGGCUGCUAUCCAGCCUGCGCCACAGCCCUUUAGUAAAGUAUAUUUGAAGAGAAAUAAUUCAGAAAUAAAUAUUUGGGAAGGUCCUCUCUCUCUUUUUAUUCUCUCCCACUCUUACACAGAUAGACAUGUAUAUUAUUUUUUAAAGAUGUUUUUAAGAUGUUUUUUAAAUUGUUGAUUUUAGCCGGUUCUUGUAAGCCGCUCCGAGCCCUAGGGGAGUGGCGGCAUAUAAGUUUGAAAAAUAAAUAAAUAAAUAAAUAAAAAUAUUAUGAAUGUGAUGACUACAUGAGUUACAAUGAACAGGGUUGCUAAAUUGUAGCCCUGCCAAUGUUGUUGAAGGACAACUCGCCAACCCUAGGCAAUAUAUGUAAUGGUGAUGGAUAUUGGGAGUUUUAGCCCAGGAACAUCUAAAGCCAAGUGGUUUUGCACUGAUUUUGGACAGUCCUUUUGCUGCCUCAAUAUGAUUAGCUCGGGUUGGCAGUGGCUUUCCAAGUCCUUAGGCGGAAGCUUUUCCCAGAUGCCAGAGAUAGAAGCAGAGACCUUCUGUAUGCAACACCAUGUGCUCUAACAGUGAGUGAUGGAUUAAGGUUGCUUCCAAGCAAAGGGUUUGUGCAGAAUCAGCAUGCCAGAUACAAUAAUAGUAUCUUUCUAGAGGUGUUCAAAUUGCAAACUGGACAUUAUCUGGCAGUCUUUACAAGAGUGCAUACUUAGCAGCAGCAGCAUUGCCCCAUUGGAGGUUGGGAAUACAUGGUGGCUUAGUCUGAAGAGAGAAUAUUUAGCUUGACAAUGUUAAUGUGGGAUUUGUGUAUUGGUAGUGUUUAAAUGCAAUUUGUGUCUUUCCUGUAUUGCAUACUGAUUGCAUCAUCCAGAGUGUACUAUAGUCUGGAAAGAGUUGAAUACUAAGAAGCUGUGAUGAUCUUGAUGUGUGGCUGGAACUGGGGAGUGUCCAGACACAAGUGUGUGUGCAUUGCUGAUUGCAUCAGAUCUGCUCUAUUUUGUUCUGAGUAGUGUUGAGUUCUGUCUGCCUAGAGUCAAAGUCAAGUCCUGUGUUCGUCUGCAAGUCUGUUUGUCUUGUACAGUAAAACUUGUAUAUAGUUUUACCAAAGUCUCUGGAUGUCACUUCAUUCUGCGUUCCACUGAUUCCAUCCAACCACUGCUGCGCUGCAAAUUACUCUGACAGACUAUGGCUGGCAAAGGAGUUUGUGGCAUAGGUUAGACUAGAAGUAGCAUCUUGCUAACUCGCUGAAUGGUUUCCUGGCUAUGGAUCUCAUCCCAUGAGUGGUGGGAAAGCAGGGAAAAGUGGAAGGAACCAUCUUACUUCAUUCCUUGUUGUUGAGGUCCAUCUUCUGGAAGCACACAACUCCUGAAAACACAAUCUGGACUUUGUUUCCAUGCACUACAGAGUCCCACGGGGCCCCAUCAGAAAUGCCUUGACAUUUUGAUCCAUUUUGAUAAUUUUUAUUUAAAAACAUACCCUGGAACAAGGUUCUCUAGUAUUCAUGGUGGCCAAAUUCAAGAGAUACAUCUGUUUCUAGUAAAGAGAGGGUCAUGUUGACAUAUUUAGGGGUUUUUUUCCCCCCCUUAUUAGGAAAAGGAAGUGAUAACACAAAUUCACCACAAACAUGGAGGAAUCCAAACUCUGGCCUGUGGGUCUCAAAUAUUCAGAGCUGAGCAUGGAGGGAGGAACCUGCCAGUUUCAGUUUCUCACAUCUUAAUUUUGUUAAAGUUAUUUAUUUUAUUUAUUUACAGUAUUUAUAUUCCGCCCUUCUCACCCUGAAGGGGACUCAGGGCGGAUCACAUUGUACACACAUAGGGCAAACAUUCAAUGCCCAUAAACACAUCAAACAGAGACCGAGACAGAGACAGACGCAGAGGCAAUUUAACCUUCUCCUGAGGGGAUGUUCGAUUCUGACCACAGGGGGGAGCAGCUGCUUCAUCAUCCACUCUGACGGCACUUCCUCAUUCCAGGUCGUAAAUUAGUUAAACUUGCCUCCCCACUUUUAUAAGUGGUACCUUAUUUCCUACUUGAUAGAUGCAACUAUCUUUCGGGUUGCUAGGUCAGCAACAAGCAGGGGCUAUAUUUUACUUUUAAUUGACGGGUGCUCACCCUGCCACGGGCUGGCCUCGAACUCAUGACCUCAUGGUCAGAGUGAUUUAUUGCAGCUGCUCAACAGCCUGCGCCAAAUAAAGUUAUUUUCAUCUUGAUUACCUAGAUAUGCAUUAAUGCCUAUAAUGGGCAGAAAUAUGAAUGGGAUGGGGAAAGCAGGAAGCUUCAUCACUCAUUUUGUUGUUGUUUAUUUGUUCAGUCGCUUCCGACUCUAGAUGACUUCCUUGCCCAGUCCAUGCCAGAGCUUCCUGUUGGCCGUGGCUAACCCCAGUUCCUUCAAGGUCAAGCCAAUCCCUUCAAGGAUACCAUCUAUCCAUCUUGCCCUUGGUCGGCCUCUCUUCCUUUUUCCUUCCUUUCCCCCCCAGCAUCAUUAUCUUCUCCAAGCUUUCCUGUCUUCUUUUGAUGUGGCCAAAGACUUCAUCUUUGCCUUUAAUAUCCUUCCCUCCAGUGAGCAGUCGGGCAUUAUUUCCUGGAGGAUGGACUGGUUGGAUCUUCUCGCGGUCCAAGGCAGGAUUUUCCCCCAACACCACAGUUCAAAUACGUCUCUCUUCCUUCACUUAGCUUUCCUUAUAGUCCAACUCUUUCUCGCAACCAUAGAUUACUAUGGGGAAUACCAUUGCUUUCACUAUGCAGACCUUCAUUGCCAGUGUGAUGUCUCUGCUCUUCACUAUUUUAUCAAGGUUGGUCAUUGCUCUCCUCCCAAGAAGGAAACAUCUUCUGAUUUCCUGGCUGUAGGAAUCUUUGCACCUAGAAAUACCAAGCCUGUCACUGCCUCCACAUUCUCUCCCUCUAUUUUAUUUAUUUAUUUACAGUAUUUAUAUUCCGCCCUUCUCACCCCGAAGGGGACUCAGGGCGGAUUACAAUGAACACAUAUAUGGCAAACAUUCAAUGCCAACAGACAAACAACAUAUAUAGACAGACACUGAGGCAUUUAACUUUUUUUCCCUGAGCUUCACGAUUCCGGCCACAGGGGGAGCUGUUGCUUCACUGUCCACUAGUGGCUGUACUUCCUCAUUCCUUUCCUCGUGUUUUGCUGGCAGUUUUAUGAUGUUGUAAAUUAGUUAAAUUAACCUCCCGCAUAAAGCGUACCUAAAUUUCCCUAAUUGACAGACGCAACUGUCUUUCGGGGCUGCAUAGGUCAACAGCAAGCCGGGCUAUUUAAUGGUCGGGGGCUUAACCCGAUCCGGGCUUCGAACUCAUGACCUCUCAGUCAGUAGUGAUUUAUUGCAGCUGGUUACUAGCCAGCCGCGCCACAUCCUGGCCCAGUUAUCAGUCAGUCUGGUUGCCAUCAUCUUGAUUUUUUUGAUGUUUAACUGCAGCCCAGCUUUUGCCAUUUCUUCUUUGUUUCCCCUUGGUGAGAAGGCUCCUCAGCUCCUCCUCGCUUUCAGCCAUCAGAGUGGUAUCAUCAGCAUAUCUGAGGUUGUUAAUGUUUCUUACAACAAUUUUAACUCCAGCCUUGGAUUCGUCAAGCCCCGCACGUCGCAUGAUGUGUUCUGCAUACAAGUUGAAUUGGUAGGUGAGAGUUGACCUUCCUUCCCAUUCAUCACCCAUUAUUCAAGCAUAAAGUUAAGAGUGCAUAACCAGUGAGGCUGUUACCUCAUCUGAUAUUGUUAGCAGUGAUUAGUAACAGUAGUAGUAGUAAUUCCAGGGUUGAAUCUGUUGGUCUUCCCAAAUCAUAUCUAAAGAGAAUAAGAAUUGAAACUGGCAAUGUUUUAGUGCAGAGGUCCCCAAACUAAGGCCCGGGGGCCAGAUGUGGCCCUCCAAGGUCAUUGACCUGGCUCCUGUCCUAAACUUUAGACUUAGGGUUGACCUAAGUCUACCUGGUCUUUGGAGGACACUUUGCUUACCUAUGGUCUUAUGAGAUCAUCUAGAUGGUUUUUGAUGUUCUCUUUGCUUAGCUACAGCCUUAUGAGACCAUCUAGAUGGCUUUUGGAGGACACUUUGCUUACCUAUGAUCUUAUGAAACCAUCUAGAUGGUCUUUGAUGGUCUCUUUGCUUAGCUACAGCCUUAUGAGACCAUCUAGAUGGCUUUUGGAGGUCACUUUCCUUACCUAUGGUCUUAUGAAACCAUCUAGAUGGUCUUUGAGGGUCCCUUUCCUUAUCUAUGUUCUUCUGAUGACCUUAUGUGAUCAUCUAGAGGGUCUUUGGCGGCCCCUUUCCUUAUCUAUGGUUCUUUGAGACUUUCUAGAUGGCUUUUGAGGGUCCCUUUCCUUACCUAUGGUUUUUUGAGAUUGUCUAGAUGGCCUUUGGGAGCCCCUUUCCUUACCUAUGUCUUAUGAGACCAUCUAGAUGGUCUUUGGAGGUCUCUUUGCUUACCUAUGGUCUUAUGAGAUCGUCUAGAUCAGGGGUCCCCAAACUAAGGCCCUCCAAGGUCAUUGACCUGGCCGCUGUCCUAAACUUUAGGGUUGAUCUAAGUCUGAAACGACUUGAAGGCACACAACAACAAUCCUAAUUUUGGACUAUUUCAUCCUAGUCCAGCCCCCCAAUAGUCUGAGGGACUGUGAAUCGGUUCUCCACUUAAAAAGUUUGAGGACCCCUGUUUUAGUGCAAACCAUAGACUGUGCUACAGAAUGGUUGCCCUCUGGUUCUCAUUUUGCUCCAUUGGUAAUAGAUUGCCUAAGGAUCAGUGGGAAUAUCUCAGUCUGAUCCCUCUUCCCUUUUAUUGAUGUAUUGAUGGCACUUCAAACCGAAUCUCAUUCUUCUAUUUUCCUAACCUGGGUUGAAAUCUGGAGCCUCAAAUGCACCGUUGGCUUGUCUCAGUGGAUUUUUGAGGUCUUCCCUUUACUUUUAUUUUUUACUUGAAAAACUGUGUCGAUAUAGAGGCUAUGGUAUGGCCAUGACAGCUGUAGUCUUGUGCCAUUGGCAGAUGUUUACAGAUGCACCAGUUGUGCAGCCUGUGGUAUUUCAUUGUGAGCUGGGGAUGGCAAAACCCAAAUGUUUCUUUUUGAAGCUCUGCUCUGCACUUCUGGCUGCCCUGUGGCAUCCUCUACCUCCUUGCAAUGUUAUCAUCCUUGGUAUAACUCAGUCUGCCGUUUAAAUGCUUGUUGAGAAGCUGAACAAUAGCCUCAAUUAAUUAAUGCUCUGCUUUGGAAGGAUUUUCCCUUCUCUCCUCCCCUUCUGAUCUCCCUCCCUGUCCUUGUGGAGAGUGCAGGCGUGUUCCUUGGAGGCCAAGCUAGCAGCCAGGCUUGCUAUUAUGUGCUGCAAAAGGGAACCAAGGUCAGGGGAAACUUGUGUGAGCAGGAGAGGCUGUUGAUUGGAAGACAACGCAAAAGCUCUUUGGAGAUGGUUGCCCCUGUUAGUGUCAGGCAGUCGAGGUGGUCAGACAAAUUUCUAGACUUUUGCUAAUAUCAUUAUCUCCCCAGCUACCACAUUAUGAAAUAGAGGUCAGUGUCCAAUUUGCAUGGAUUGGGUGUCUGCUUUUAUUUAUACAGGAAGCCCAAGGUCCACCAACUGCUGUCCAGGAAACGUACCAGGGUUGAAUGAAAAGUAAUGCCUCCACCUUUGUAACUCCUCAACAGAUGGCAGUACUGAUCUGCGGCAAGGAUUGGCUUGUUCAGUAGACUCUCCUCUACAUUUCAUUUGGUGGGAAGCCUUAGCGUUGAACGGUUGUGUUGUUAAAGUGUGAAGUAUGGAACCAUUCGCAGACGGGGAAGCCUUAGCAUUGAAUGGCUUUGUUGUUAAAGUACGAAGUAUGGAACCCUGCGCAGACGGGGAAGCCUUAGCUUUGAACGGUUGUGUUGUUAAAGUACGAAGUAUGGAACCCUGCGCAGAUGGGGAAGCCUUAGCAUUGAACGGUUGUGUUGUUAAAGUGCGAAGUAUGGAACCCUGCGCAGACAGGGAAGCAUUAACAUUGAAUGGUUUUGUUGUUAAAGUGCGAAGUAUGGAACCCUGCGCAGACGGGGAAGCCUUAGCAUUGAACAGUUGUGUUGUUAAAGUGCGAAGUAUGGAACCCUGCGCAGAUGGUUGGUCAAUGCAACUUAAGCAACGUGCAGUCAUUAAAUUCUUGACACCAGAAGGUGUCACCCCAAAGGAGAUUCCUCAGAGAAUGCAAGCUGUUUAUGGUGAUUGUGUUGAUGUGAGUACUGUGCAUCAUUGGGUGAGUAAGUUUAAAGAUGUUGAGGUGGGAACAUCUGAUUUGUGCGACAAACAAAGAGUUGGACGUCCUGUGACAGCAACCACAGAGUUUCUCAAGCAAAAGGUUGACAGAUUAAUUCAGGACAAUUGUUGUAUCACUCAGAGAGAAAUUUCAAGCAUAAUCGGCAUUUCACAAGAACGUGUGGGUCACAUUAUUGCUUGGCUUGGCUAUCGGAAGGUCUGUGCAUGAUGGAGACUGUGAGACGUUGGUUGAGGAAACAGUGUCAACUUCUUCCGUGACGGCUUCAGAAAACAUGUUCAUUGUUGGCAGAAAUGUAUCCAAUUGUCUGGUGAUUAUGUGGCAAAGUGUAUAGUGGUAGUUAAAGAGCACAUUCUAAGGAUUAUUUCUGUGUUUGAUUUAUUAAAAUAUUCCCAUCCAAACCCAAGUAACGAAGGUGGAGGCAUUACUUUUCAUUCAACCCUCAUACAUCCAUUUUAGUAUUGUUCUUAUUUGGUGGGCUUGAUAGAAAAUGCAUAACUGUUAUCACUUACAGCUGUGGUUUACAGAUUAUUACCUUCCAGAUUAUUGCCUUAGUUGGUCCUGAAAAGGUCAGUUGGUUGCUUUGUUUGCUUGCAUGUUGCAAGUUGCAAAUGUUUGCAACUAUGUUUGCAAAUCAAUUACAAGUUGUACCCUCGGUUCGCUUCUGACAUGAGAAAUAAAUAGUAGAUCCCAAUCUAGAUUUUCCAACCUUUACAAUUGAUUUUGAUCAGAAAGUCCAGUAUGGACACUUACUGAUUGGUAUCUGUUCUGUUUUCAUGCUACUCAGAGUAAAACAAUUUUGCUGAAACCCAAAGAGGAGACACACUCUGUUCUAUCACUGGGUGAUUACUCUUCAACCUUUAACAUUAAUUGGUCCUGGGAUAUGGAAAAAUGAAUGUGCCUUUGAUCUCAACUCUCCUUUAUUUAUAUUCCACCUGGUUGUGUGUUUUCCGGGCUGUGUGGCCAUGUUCCAGAAGUAUUCUCUCCUGACGUUUGGCCCUCAUCUAUGGCAGGCAUCCUCAGAGGUUGUGAGGUAUGGAGAAACUAAGCAAGGAAGGUUUAUAUAUAUCUGUGGAAAGUCCAGGGUGAGAGAAGAACUCUUGUCAGUAGGAAUGUUGUAGUUAAUCUCCUUGAUUAGCAUUGAAUAGCUUCAUCUCCUGGCUUCUUCCUGCCUGAGGGCAUCCUUUGUUCAAAGUCGUUAGUAGUGAGGUAAUAGUCUGAGGAUGCCUGCCAUUGAUGUGGGCGAAAAGUCAGGAGAGAAUACUUCUGGAACAUGGCCAUACAGCCCAGAAAACACACAACAAUCAUGUGAUCCCAGCCAUGAAAGCCUUCGACAACAUAUAUUCCACCUUUCUCCCAGCAUGGAAUUUAAGAUGGUUUAUAGCCAUUAAAAACAAUAACAAUGGUACAGUAGAGUCUCACUUAUCCAACACUCGCUUAUCCAACGUUCUGGAUUAUCCAACACAUUUUUGUAGUCAAUGUUUUCAAUACAUCGUGAUAUUUUGGGGCUAAAUUCAUAAAUACAGUAAUUACUACAUAGCAUUACUGCGUAUUGAACUAUUUUUUCUGCCAAAAUUGUUGUCUAACAUGUUUUGGUGCUUCAUAACCUAAUUUGAUGUUUAAUAGGCUUUUCCUUAAUCCCUCCUUAUUAUCCAACAUAUUCGCUUAUCCAACAUUCUGCUGGCCCGUUUAUGUUGGAUAAGUGAGACUCUACUGUAUAACUAAGGAACAACUACUAUUAAUACAAAAGUCAAAACGCAGAGUAACCAAAUUUCUUUUCUAAAACAUUCAAGUUAAGAUACAAUUAAAAGCAACGUUUAAAAGACAUGAAAAGCACACAAAUAGAAAAAGAACACCCUAUAGACCAGUCUGCUGCAUCCUCCUCCUGGUGCAUGUGUUUGUGAGAGAGACCAUUCUCUGAAUCCUGGGCUUGAAUACUUUAAAGAGUUGAUUGUGUUUCCAAGGAAAAACCAUGGCUGCUUCACUCCUCCCUUAAGCUUGCCUUUCUGGUGAGAAGCCCGAGGCAAUGGUCUCCUUUGCUGAAAGGGCUGCAAAUGCAUCCUGACCGUGAGCCAUUAAGCCUCCCUUGGGAUUCACACAAGCUGAGCCAUUACCUUUUGUCAUGUAGGGUCAGCCCCAAUCCUUGUCUGAACAGCUGUUCUCAUGGUUGGGAGAUCAGUUAUCACCAGCUGACUGGCAGAGACAUGAUGUUUUGUGUCUCUCUGUUUUGGAAGAACUUUGUAAAACCUGCUGAACCUCCUGAUCCUUUUCUCCAUGACACCACUUUGUUGUGUUCUGAUAGGAUUAUUUUGGUUCCGGAUGUACCUGGCAGAUGCCAAGGCCUGUGGACUGUUGUUAUGUGCCUUCAAGUUGUUUCUACCUUUUGAUGAUCCCAAAACAAGUGUAUUACAGGGUGUCCUUGGUGAGAUUUGUUCAGAAGGGUUUGCCUUUGCCUUCCUGUGAUGUGGACUGUGAUUUGGAAUUUGGGUUGAAUGAAAAGUAAUGCCUACACCUUGGAACUCCUCAACAGAUGGCAGUCCUGGUAUGUGGCAGGUCUUGGCUUGUUCAAUAGACUCUCCUCUAUAGUUCCAUUUGACGGGAAGCCUUAGCAUUGAACGGUUGUGUUGUUAAAGUGCAAAGUAUGGAACCCUAUGCAAUGCAACUUAAGCAACGUACAGUCAUUGAAUUCUUGACAGCAGAAGGUGUCACCCCAAGGUAGAUUCAUCACAGAAUCAAUCUGAUCCCGAUAAUGAAAGAAGAUCUGCGGGGACAUCAUUAUGCUUCUGAUGAAGAUGUUGAGAGAACUGUGAGACGCUGGUUGCAGAAACAGAGUGUCGACUUCUUCUGUGACAGCUUCAGAAAACUUGUUCAUCGUUGGCAGAAAUGUAUCCAAUUGUCUGGUGGUUAUGUGGAAAAGUGAAUAGUGGUAGUUAAAGAGCACAUUCUAAGGAUUAUUUCUGUCAGAGCGCGCAGUUUGGAGAAACACACAUGCAGCGGAAGAUCAACGAAGAAUCACUGGCACCAAUAAAGAGGCUGAAGCCUGUUUGGCUAUCUACAAAAGGUUUACUAACAAACGGAAAACUCUCAAGACGAUAUAUACAGACAGAAUGCAGAGAGGCAGAGAGCAGAGGGCAGAGGGGAGAACAGAUAACACAGCAAGCUAUUUAUAAUCACCUCUGCUGUCUGAUGCAAUACACAGUUAACUCUUUACACACUCGCAUAGUGGACAGCAGACAGUGCAUGAUGCAGUCUACAGCUCACAUUGCAACACUAUAACUCAAUUACAUUUAAACAACUCUAUAUACAAUCAUUCCCACUUCAACAAUUUCUGUAUUUGAUUUAUUAAAAUAUUCCCAUCCAAACCCACGUAACGAAGGUGGAGGCAUUACUUUUCAUUCAACCCUCGUAUAUAUGUGAUCCGCAUUUUGCAUUUGUUACACGUCAUUCAUGCACUCGUUCACUGAAUCCUAUUUCUGCAUCAGUAGGCUUUUUUUAAAAAAAAAAUAGUCCACAUGAAAAUGUAUAUAAGUUUUUAGGAGUAUUGCAUUCCAUUCCAUCAGUUUAUGCAUAUUUGCAAGCAAUUUCCUACAAUCUAUGAUAUUUCCUCAUUGCACACAUUGGUUUUACACAUUUUUCACACACACAUAUGCAUGCCUAUGCUGUUUCUUGGAGGCAAACGUUUCGGAGGGCCAGUGUUUUUGAAAAAUAGCUACGGAUUAAAUCAAUCAACACGGUCUUCUCAUUUGCGACUCAGACAUUCAAAGUAACCUACAAAGUGGAACUCAGGUAAAAAGGAAAUCUCCAUUUUUCUUGCAAGGGUUUUGUACAUUCCAUGCACUGCACAUGUCAGUUGCUGCAGCCUUUCAUUUCGUCACUUGCCUAACUCUCCCUUUGCAAUACCAGUUGGGAGGAUACUGGUUGAUUUUAUGCCGCUAUAAAUCUCCUUAAUGCAGCAUGAAAGCUGCAGAUGACAAUAUCCACUGAAAGAACUUUUAAAAACCUGUUGGUUGCUGCUCUUCCCGACAAAUGAAUUGCUUAGUUAAAAGUCAAUAUAAUAUGUAAUAAUAACAACCUUGAUGCAGUUUUACAUAUGACAGCAUCCAGAUUGAUUUUGAAAAGUGUCUUAUGGUAUAAAGUGCUUUGGCAAAGCACAGUGCAGAAUGCAUCUUAGUGCGUUCAUUACAGUGGUCUAGGACAGUCCCAGGGUUUGGGAAAAGUACAGUACAGACAGUCCCCAAGUUGUGAACAAGAAAUGUUCUGUAGAUUUUUUCCUAAGUUUAUUUAUUUAUUUACAGUAUUUAUAUUCCGCCCUUCUUUCUCACUCCGAAGGGGACUCAGGGGCGGAUCAUAAUGUACGUAUACAUGGCAAACAUUCAAUGCCAUAUGACAUACAGACAGAGACACAAACAAAAACACGGGCAAUUUAACACUUUCCGGCUUCCAGCUUCAUAUGGGUAUGCUCGAUUCCGGCCACAGGGGGAGCUGCUGCUUCAUCGUCCACUUGUGACACCGAGUCCUUUUUGAUGGAGUACUUCCUCAUUCUUCCGCACGCUGCUGGAUGAUUUUUAAAUUAGUCUCUCCGCAUUUUAUUUAUUUAUUUAUUUAUUUCAAUUAUUUAUUACCCCUCCAUUCUCACCCGAGGGGACUCAGGGCGGCUUACAAGUGGCAAUUGAUGCCGUUACACCGUUAUAUAAUGAACCGCAUAAGCGGUACCUAAAUUUCCUACAGUCGAGUCUCACUUAUCCAACAUAAACGGGCUGGCAGAAUGUUGGAUAAGCGAAUAUGUUGGCUAAUAAGAAGGGAUUAAGGAAAAGCCUAUUAAACAUCAAAUUAGAUUAUGAUUUUACAAAUGAAGCACCAAAACAUCAUGUUAGACAACAAAUUUGGCAGAAAAAGUAGCUCAAUACGCAGUAAUGCUAUGUAGUAAUUACUGUAUUUAUGAAUUUAGCACCAAAAUCUCACGAUAUAUUGAACACAUUGACUACAAAAAUGUGUUGGAUAUUCCAGAACGUUGGAUAAGCGAGUGUUGGAUAAGUGAGACUCUACUGUACUUGAUAGAUGCAACUAUCUUUCAGGUUGCUUAGGUCAACAACAAGCUCGGCUAUUUUUAGUGGUUGGGCGCUCAAUCUGACACAGGUUGGCUUCGAACUCACGACCUCUGCGUAUUGAACUGCUUUUCCUGUCAAAUUUGUUGUAAUAUAAUUAUAUAUAAUAUAAGCUGUACCCGGCCAAGUGUUGCUGUGGCGUCGUCCUAAGUAGGUUUGUGGAGGCAAGUAUGAAUGUUGUAAUAAGUCACCUUGAUUAGCAUUAAAUAGGCUUGCAGCUUCAAAGUAUGGUUGUUUUCUCCCUAGGGGAAUGCUUUGUUGGGAGGUGUUAGCUGGCUCUGGUUGUUUCCUGUCUGGAAUACCCUUAUUUUCAGAGUGUUGUUCUUUAUUUACUGUCCCGAUUGUAGAUUUUUUUAAAGCUGGCUGCCAGGUUUUAUUCAUUUUGAUGGUUCCCAGGAACUCAGUAAUAAUAAUGAUGAUGAUGAUGAUGACUCUGAGGGGGAAUCCCUUGUUGGGAGGUGUUACCUGGCUCUGGUUGUUUCCUGUCUGGAAUAUGUCUAGCUGUACUUGGUCACACAUUGAAGCCUUGCCCACCUGGCUAACGUCACCAAGUUUCCGGGAAGGGGAAAUGCGUUGUUUGUAAUUUUUAGUUUUGGGUUUUUUUCCUGUAAUUUGGACCUAAUUUUAUAGGGUCCUUUGAUGGAAAGAUAUACGUAGAUUGGAUGACUAUGUCUUUUGUGGCCAAAUUUGGUGUGAUUUGAUCCAGUGGUUUUGUUGUUUACUCCAUGGGAAUUAUGCACAUUACAUUUUUAUAUAUAUAGACUAGCUGUGCCCGGCCACGCGUUGCUGUGGCAAAGUGGUGGUGGUAUUGGUUAAAAAUUGUUGUGUAAUUUUUAUUUGAUGUUAUUUGUAUUUUUUAAUUAAUUUUAUUGUAAGUUAUCUUUUUAUUUAUUAUAUUUUAUUUAUUAUUUUCUUAUAUUAUUUUUAGUUAUUUUCUGUUAUUAUAGUAUUUUAUUGUAUUAAUCUUUUAGUGUUUUUAAUUAUUUUUUAGUGUUUUUUAUUAUUUAUUAUUGGGUUGCUAGGAGACCAAGUUGGAGGAGCUUAGCCUUCUAACUGGUAGCAAUUGGAUAAAAGCAAUUAUUCCUCUCCCUCUAAUUAGGACUUUAUUUUUCUUUUCUUUUUGUUGUAUCAACCUAGAGGCGUGGAUGAUGGAUUGUGUUGUCAAAUUUCGAGGUUGGGGGGCCUGUAGUUUUGUUGUUUUGUCGGUUGCCGUGAUGCCAUCACUCUUUUAUAUAUAUAGAUAUAUAUUUUUUGUCCACACACAUCAUGGUCCUAACAUUGUGUAGAUUGAGCAUAAUGUUUCGCCUGCACAGUUUCAUGUCCCUCCCACACCUAGAGACCAGUUUCCAGGUACUGGGCCAUGUUGCCAUGGAUCUUUACUGGCAAGAUGGAAAAAAAGAAGGAAGGAAGGAAGGCCCAAACAACACCAAACGUCAGUUCUGUGAACGAGAGAAGGGAGCUGAUGUUGCCAUCCAUGAACGCAGCUGUGUGCUGUCUCUCUGCAAUCACAAAAAGGCUGUGUGGCUGUGUGCUCUGGUCCUCGACAGUUGUUUUGGAUUGAGGACAUUUUGCAAGGUGACAAAUAUUUCAUUUGCAACAUAUGGAAAAGGAUGUAAACCCACAUACUCCCAAGCCUAUGUCGCCAACAGGAUUGCAGCCUUGUUACCCAGGAACAACUUGAAAUCUGUAGUAUUCUGAAGAAUGCAAAAUGAUACAGCGAGCCUACCAAUAGCAACAGCAGCAAAAGCAAACAAGAAACUUUAGGAAGGAGAAGCUACUGUUAUCUUCUUGUAAUGCUGUUCCUGCAAGAUGUUUGCAGAAUGCAGAAUCUGCACAGUGCCUAGAAGUUAUUGAGAGAAGUCAUUUGGGCAAUGGGGUUGUUGUAUGUCUUUCGGGCUGUGUGGCCAUGUUCCAGAAGUAUUCUCUCCUGACGUUUCGCCCACAUCUAUGGCAGGCAUCCUCAGAGGCUGUGUGGCAUGGAUAAACUAGGAAAGGAAUAUAUAUAUAUAUAUAUAUAUAUAUAUAUAUAUAUAUAUAUAUAUCUAUCUAUCUAUCUAUCUAUCUGUGGAGAGUCCAGGGUGUGGCCUUUCCUAGUUUAUCCAUGCCACAUACAUAGGGAUUGCAAAUGCACGCAGGGGGUUAAUGCCUAUAUAUCUGUAGAAGAGUUUAACAAAUAUUUCAGGGGAAAAUGCUUUCAUAAGACUAAUGAAUAUAUAUUUUUCUUUUUCCUGACUUGCAAGGGCAUCUUUCCCUUUUCAAAACAUUCCCUUGAUUAAAAGCGAGGGAGGCUUUGCAAAAGAAAACACACUGAUAAGGGAGAGUAAGAGAGAAUAUAUAUCAUAUAUUGCAAGCAAUGGCUUCUAAAUUCUGUUGCCCAGUCUUGAGCUUGACACCAUUAUAAGCUGAGGGAAGUUUUUUUAGCUAAAAAAAAAAAGGGGCUGAAAAACUCGACUUAUGUUCGAGUAUAUACGGUAGUAUAAUCUGGGCAUUUGACAGUGAUGCUUAACUCUUCUCCGUUGUUCUCCUCUCCUUACAAUAGUUCUCUUUCGAUCGAGGUUCAGAAACCAGAAGUAAUCUUGCCUAGGGCAGUUCAGGAAAACGGGCAUUGGCUUGGCGAUGAUUGGUGGGCAGUGAUGUUUUGGAGCACUUCUCCUUUCGCCAACUGAUUCUGCGUCAUGCGUGUUACUUUCACAAUCACUAUUGAAGACAUGAUCGCAAUAAUGCCAAUGUUCUGAGUGUUCUGUCACGCGCUGGGCCUGUGACUGAUUGACUAUUAUAUAGGACGUAUACUUUACGCCCAGCGGGAAGCCAGGGUGCCUAAAGAAAGGUUGUUGAGGAAUUUCCCUGAAAAGAUGGCCUUGAAGUCUUUAAAGAAAUAACAAAGUCUUUAUUGACAAACAAAUAAUAAAUCUUCAAGGAGUCUUGUCCCCACAGGACAGGCGAUUGGCUUUGAAUAACUGAAAACCCUCUUAUAACCCCUCCCAGGCUAUCUAUUAUCUGGGCCUAGCUGGUCUGGGACCCACUGCCAGCUCCAAGUGCAUCUGGGUGUCGAGUGGACCUACCAGCCAAGGCUUGCAGAUGUUUCUGUGCUGUUGUUCUGUAUCCCCGGACGGUCUAUAUCCCUGGUGUUCUGUAUCCCUGGACCGUCUAUAUCCCUGGUGUUCUGGUAUAUGAAGCUUUUCUACGGGACGAGUUGGUCUACGUCCUAUAGCUGAGCUUCCUAAGAGAGACUAACUUAAAAACGGCUCCUUCCCUCCCAGAGCCCUGAACAAAGGGCGGAACCAAACUUAAUGGUGAUUGACAGGUGGCCUGUCCUAUGAUUGCAAACAUUUGCAGCAAGAAAAUAAAGUUGAAGUUUCUGGUACAGCUGUACCAGCACACUGAGCUCAGGCAAUAUUCCACUCAAAAAGGGUAACUGAGCCCCGCUCCUUUCUCUGUGCAAAAAAGCAAAAUGCCAACGGUAUCCGUGGUUCCCGGCAUAGAACUGUGAAUCCAGUAGGCUUGCCUCAGGGACGGGGACAUGCUUUUCCUUGCUUGUAAUAUCAGGAACAGCGUCUCCGGUGACGUGUGCUGUGAAAGUGCAACAGCUUGCCUGUUUAAUGCAUUCUUCUGUUAUUCUAGCACAUUCUGUUAGGCUCCUUGAAAGAGGCCGGUGUGAGCUUUGUGUGUAGGCGAAAGGUGAAGAAAACAGCCUUGAUAGAUGGCGAAAUAAAGUCUCUUCUGUGCUAUCCCUCAGAGGAAGGAGAUCACAUGAAAAGGCCAGCGUACGGAGACAAGGCUUGCAAAUCAUUGCUUCCUUGGUCUCCUUUGGUGAAUAGUAAUAACCUCCAGGUGAUUUAGGAGGCAAGCUUUAUGAAAGCUGCCUUUUUUUUCUUCAUUUGGGAUAUAAGUGGGGAAAGAAACUGGCAAUUUUUGGAUUGGGACUUGGUGAAAUGCUUGUGUGAGCCUUGUUUACAAAUCUGGCAAAAGCCCCAGCUUGGUCUCUGAUUGGCUGAGAAACCAGUUAAUUUUUUAAAAAAAUGUUUUUAUUAAUUUAUCAAUCCAAAUGUACAAGCUCACAUUUUCCUCAUUCUACAAUAUCUCAAACACAUCACGUUGCAUAAAAUCCGACAACAACAACAAAAAAAUCAAGAACAUCCCCAAGCAUAUUUCCCAUUAGUCUUUUAACUUUUCCAUGACAACUUCACUAUACAUCUCUCCACUACACACCCUUCAUCUACCCAUACAUGUUUUAUUUUCAAUAUUAUUAUUAUUAAUUUAUCAUUCAAAAUGUAUAAAUAUACAUUCUUUCCUCAUUUUACAGUAUCUCAGACAUACCCUGUUUCCCCUAAAAUAAGACAUCCCUGAAAAAUAAGACCUAGUAGAAGUUUUGCUGAAUUGCUAAAUAUAAGGCCUCCCCUGAAAGUAAGACCUAGCAAAGUUUUUGUUUGGAAGCAUGCCUGCCGAACAGAACACCAGAGCAUGCAGGAUUGGUAAAUAUACGUACAAUAGAUUGUUGUACUUGGAAAUAGUGGUAGUAACAAGAAAUUCUUGAUAGGAUUCACAGUUUGUCUGGUUAUGCUGGUUUGUGGUGACAACUACUGUACAGUAUAUAAUAAAUGUUCAUUUUUUUGUUCAACAAUAAAUGUGAAUUCUUCUCCAUGGAAAAAUAAGACAUCCCCUGAAAAUAAGACCUAGCGCAUCUUUGGGAGCAAAAAUUAAUAUAAGACACUGUCUUAUUUUCGGGGAAACACGGUAUCACAUUGUAUGCAAUCCAACAAUAAAGAAAAAUCAGAAUCAAAACAUCUUUAUGCAUAUUUCUUAUCAGUUUUAGACUUUUCCACAGAUCCUUGUGUAAAUAUGAAUUAGUAUUCCCCAUAUUCCUAUCAUGGGCUCUCUUUCUCUCUCUGUCUGCACCCCACAGGGUUCUUAUGAGGAUAAAAUGUGGAAGUGGACAAACAUUUAUGAUGCCCUGAAGUCCUCAGAGGAAGUGUGGAAAUAAUAAACAUGAUGCACAGAGCUUCUUGACAUUUUUAUGCAGAUAAAAUAAACAUGCCUGAUUGCUGUUGCAGUUUUUCAGUGAUAGAAAAGAUGCACGAGGGUUACAAACCAGUAGUAGAUGGUAAAGGAUAUACUCUGUGCAUGUAUGUUCUUAAGUUCAUUUCUGGAUGUCCCAGCAUCAGGGUUUCCCAGUGUUCUCAUAGCUGGGCCGUGCGCACCACUUGCUGAAUUAAAAUUGGAUGAACAUGUUUAUACUGAGAGAGAGUGGGAGUGUAAGAACUAUUUACUUUGAGAAGAACCAAGAAUCCCUUCUGCUGACCCUACGUUUGAAGCAAGCAAGCCAGGAGCAGCGACUCAUGCAGAGAUGUGACAUCCUGCUGCCUCUCGGGACAAGCAGUUCUGCCGUCUCGCUGCAUGUUUCUGGUGGACUAACAUUGCUACCUGGAGUGUUUGGUCACAUACCAAGCUGUUAAAUGCUCCAAUUGCAACAGGGAAAGACAUCAGUUAAAUAACCACAUGACCUAGUGAAGACUGAUUGGGAGAUGCCAAGUCCAAAGUAGGGUAACUUGGAAGGGAUUUCAAAAGUCAUUCAGACCAUUUCCUGUUGAUGCAAGGCAUCUCUUGCUCAACGCAUCCUUGAUAGAUAGAAUCAUAGAAUAGUAGAGUUGGAAGAGACCUCGUGGGCCAUACAGUCCAACCCCCCGCUAAGAAGCAGGAAAUCGCAUUCAAAGCACCCCCGACAGAUGGCCAUCCAGCCUUUGCUUAAAAGCCUCCAAAGGAGGAGUCCGGGGGAGAGAGUUCCACUGUCGAACAGCCCUUCUCACAGUGAGGAAGUUCUUCCUGAUGUUCAGGUGGAAUCUCCUUUCCUGUAGUUUGAAGCCAUUGUUCCGUGUCCUAGUCUGCAGGGCAGCAGAAAACAAGCUCCCUCCCUCCUCCCUAUGACUUCCCUUCACGUAUUUGUACAUGGCUAUCAUGUCUCCUCUCAGCCUUCUCUUCUGCAGGCUAAACAUGCCCAGCUCUUUAAGCCGCUCCUCAUAGGGCUUGUUCUCCAGACCUUUGAUCAUUUUAGUCGCCCUCCUCUGGACGCUUUCCAGCUUGUCAACAUCUCCCUUCAAUUGCAGUGCCCAGAAUUGGACACAGUGUGAUUCCAGGUGUGGUCUGACCAAGGCAGAAUAGAGGGGGAGCAGGACUUCCCUGGAUCUAGACGCUAUUCCCCUAUUUGAGUCAGGCGAGAAUCCCGUUGGCUUUUUUAGCUGCCGCAUCACAUUGUUGGCUCAUGUUUACCUUGUUCCCCACGAGGAUGCCAAGGUCUUUUUCGCACACACUGCUGUCAAGCCAGGCAUCGUCCCCCAUUCUGUAUCUUUGCAUUCCAUUUUUUCUGCCGAAGUGAAGUAUCUUGCAUUUGUCCCUGUUGAACUUCAUUUUGUUGAUCCACCUGAACAUCAGGAAGAACUUCCUCACUGUGAGAGCUGUUCAGCAGUGGAACUCUCUGCCGCGGAGUGUGAUGGAGGCUCCUUUGGAGGCUUUUAAGCAGAGGCUGAAUGGUCAUCUGUCGGGGGUGCUUUGAAUGAAAUUUUCCUGCUUCUUGGCAGAAUGAGGUUGAACCAGAUGGCCCGUGAGGUCUCUUUUAACUCUAUUAUUAUAUGAUUCUAGAGUGAGUCUGCAACGAAGAAGGUCAAUGCCAAAUUAGACUGCAUUAAUAGAAGCAUAGUUCCCAAGUCAAGAAAAGUAACAGUAGCACUAUAAUCUGCACUGGUCAAACCAGUUCUGGACACCCCAUUUUUAGAAGGCUAUAAACAAGUGGGACUGAGAUCAGAGUGUUAAUGUGCGAUUUGUGUAUUGGUAGUGUUUAAAUGAAAUUUGUUUCUUGGUUUGUAUUGCAUACUGAUUGCAUCAUCCAGAGUGUACUAUAGUCUGGAAAGAGUUAAUUGCCAAGAAACUGUGUUGACCUUGAUGUGUGGCUGGAACUGGGGAGUGUCCAGACACAAGUGUGUAUGCAUUACUGAUUGCAUCAGUUCAGUUCUGUUCUGUCUGCCUAGAGUGAGAGUCCUGUGUCUAUUGUCUGCAAGUCUGUUUGUCUUGUACAGUAAAACUUUGUAACUAGUUUUACCAUCGUCUUUGAUGUUUCUUUGUUCUGUGUUCCACUGAUUCCAUCUUACUGCCCGACACAGAGUCGGGCAGUAAGGAUGAUAAGAGGUAUGGAGAACAAAAAUACAAAGAAAGUUUGAUGGAGCUGGGCUUGUUUAGUGUGGUGAAGAGAAGACUGAGGAGUGACAUGAAGGGUGCAGUUGUGUUCUCUGCUAUCUCAGAGGGUAGAACUGGGUCUAAUGGUUUGUAGUUGCAGGAGAGUUGAUAACAUUAGAAAGAACCUUUAGAUAGUUAGAGUGGUUUGGCUUUACUGAAGAUACUUUAGCUGCCCAUCCUGCAUUGAGCAAAGAGUCGGACUCUUCCACCAAUAUGGUUCUGUUUUCAUUAAAAAAUAAUGUUUAUUUGUGAUUUCAACGAAAUUUCUUGGGAGCAGGUUCAGCAUUUUUUCUUUUUUAAGUGAUUUUUGUCUGACAACAUUAUUUAAACAUAAUUGCCAACUAUGUACCUGUUGUUUUUGCACAUAAGGGAAGCAGGAACACCUGACAUGGUUGUAAAAUAGAGCAUGAAAUCAGUUAACAUAUUACAGUAUAUACUCAAAUAUAAGCCUAGUUUUUCAGCCCUUUUUUAAGACUAAAAAAAAAACCCUACUCGGUUUAUACUCGGGUGAGGGUCCUGGUGGGCUUAUAUUCAGGCCGGCUUAUACUCAAGUAUAUAUGGUAUAUUUAAUAUUUUUCUCUAUUAUUAUUGGUAUUGUUACAUUUAUUAUUUUACACUAUUAUUAUUAUUUUAUGAUGACACAGCAAACAAGAUAGAUAUGCUGGAUUUCGUAUCACAAAAUCACAAGUCGAACACUUCCCAAGUGUCUAGGACUGUGUGAUGUAUUUUCGGAUGAUGCGUGCAGAUCCCAGUAGGGUGGCCUUUUGCAGUUGGCAGAUCGUGAUUUUGUCAAUGUCUGUUGUUUCCAAAUGCCGGCUGAGAUCUUUUGGCAUGUCACCCAAUGUGCCAAUCACCACCGGGGCCACCUUCACUGGUUUUUAUUAUUACAUUAAUAAUAAUAAUAAUAAUAAUAAUAAUAAUAAUAAGUAUUAGUAUUAUUAUUAGUAUUAUUAUUAAUACUAGUUAUUAUUACAUUAAUUAUUUUACUCUAUUAUUUUUGUUACUUUUACAUUUAUUUUACUCUAUUUUUAUUAUUAUUAAUACAUUAAUUAUUUUACUCUAUUAUUUUUACAUUUAUUAUUUUACUGCAUUUAUUAUGAUUAUUACAUUUAUUUUUUCACUCUAUUAUUAUUAAAAGGAUACAUAAGCACAUUCACAUCGAUGAAGAUGAAAAUAAUGAUUUAAUCAGAGUUGAACAGUCAUAUCUUAAAUUACAGUUUGAUGUAAAGAUUCAAAAACAUUUAACCUACUGAUGCCUCAAUUAAUGUAAUUUUAUUGGUAUCUAUUAUUAUUUUUGAAAUUUACCACCCUCGGCUUAUACUGGAGUCAAUGUUUUCCCAGUUUUUUUGUGGUAAAAUUAGGUGCCUCGGCUUAUAUUCGGGUCGGCUUGUACUCGAGUAUAUACAGUAAUUUGAUGAGUUGCAAGGAUCUGAGUUGCAGUGCUUUCUAAGGCCCCCUCCACAAAGCUGAAUAAAAUCCCACGUUAUCUGCUUUGAACUGGAAUAUAUAGCAGUGUGGACACAGAUAACCCAGUUCAAAGCAGAUAUUGUGGGAUUUUCUGCCUUGAGAUUCUUGGUUAUAUGGCUGUGUGGAAGGGCCGGCUUUGAAGGAGACUGGAAUAGACAAGACUAUCUCAUUUUAGAAGGAGGAGAGAGCACGGAAGGCUCUUGGUGAACCAAGGCUGAAGGUUGAUUCCCCUCUUGCAUUUUUAAGUAACAAGGGCACUCUCGCCAAGUCUUUUUCCUGUGUCUAAAAAUAAAACUUGCAAAGGAAAGGUUUAUUUAUAUAACUCUUACUUCCAAGAAGGAAGUUUGUGCCGUGAAUUUAGGAGCAGCAGUAAGGUGCUGAGCAGUAAGGUACUGACCCAGGAAUAAGGAUUUUUUUCAGAGUAGUUUUUGUAAAAGGUACAUGGUGGAGUUGGGAGCUGAUGGAUAGGAACCAUUUGCGAUGGAGGCAUUUACUGAAAACCAUGGAAAAUCAACAACUGAAGGUUUGGGUCGUGGGAGAGAUGGAAAUUGGAAAUAAGUCCUAGGAGGGAGAUUGCUGGCCAGUGGUAGAGCAUACACAUUCACAUGGAAAAAGCAAGUCCAAUCUUUGUCACCACCAUAUAAAAAGGAGCAUGGAGCAGAAGACAAAGAAUUAUCACUAUUACAAUUGUAUGAGUUCAUGCAGAGGUGAGGAGAGGAAGCAAGAAGGCAGCUUGCUCUUUAAGUAAGGCCUGUCUAAGAUUUCCUUAAAAACCUGAGAGUGUGCACCCUUUUCUUAGAUUGCCUACUCUUUUCUUAGAUAGAUAGCAUUUAAAAAACCUGAGUCUGUGCUGAUUCUUGAGUGUGGGCUAGCUCUACUAUUGUUUGGAAGGUGAGGCGUGGCUGUUGUUUUGAAAGUGCUGGCUUCCUGUUGAAGCUUUCUGAGCCAGAAACUGAAUUCAAGUGGCAACUGAGUUCAUGCAGAGGUGAGGAGAUUCCACCAAAAGGCAGCAGAGUAGCAAAAGCAAAGCUUUCAAAUGCAUCAGUUACUUACACGGGGUGAGCAAGAGAAGCCUUUGUCUAUUUAGGAUUGCAAUGGACUGCAGAGUCUCAGUAAAAGUUCAAAAAGUAUUUAUUCAGGUAAAAAGAACUCCAUUGUAGAUAGAAAGGCUUGAGAGCUGUCUACUCUACUCUAGACUGGUUUCUAAGGAAAAAUAAGAAAGGAAAAAUAACAAACAUCUAAAUAGUUACAUCUUGCCAGGAGAGACAGCAAGAUGCUUCUUGUUAGCUAGAAGAACAAAGGGAGAAGAAGAGAGAACCAAAAUGGUUCCAACCACAUGGUCCAGUUUAUUGGGGCCAUAAAAGACAUUCUGACCAAUGAGAAAUUAGUGUCCCUGGAGUUUUACAUUUCUACUAACGUCAAAGUAAGGGAUGUGACGUAAACAGGAUAGAGUGAAACACAGUAAAGCCUGUGUAGGCAUUCUUUGGAAACAGGGUUUUAUGUACAGUAGAGUCUCACUCGUCCAAGCCUCGCUUAUCCAAGCCUCUGGAUAAUCCAAGCCAUGACUGCGUAACAUGACUGCGUAUUGAACUACUUUUUCUGUCAAAUUUGUUGUAUAACAUGAUGUUUUGCCACUUAAUUUGUAAAAUCAUAACCUAACUUGAUGUUUAAUAGGCUUUUCCUUAAUCUCUCCUUAUUAUCCAAGAUAUUCGCUUAUCCAAGCUUCUGCCGGCCCGUUUAGCUUGGAUAAGUGAGACUCUACUGUAUUUGUAUAAUUGUGCUUGUCAGGGCCCCUGGUGGCACAGUGUGUUAAAGCGCUGAGCUGCUGAACUUGCGGACCAAAAGGUCCCAGGUUCAUAUCCUGGGAGCGGAAUGAGCGCCCGCUGUUAGCCCCAGCUCCUGCCAACCUAACAGUUCGAAAACAUGCCAAUGUGAGUAGAUCAAUAGGUACCGCUCCGGGUGGGAAGGUAACGGAGCUCCAUGCAGUCAUGCUGGCCACAUGACCUUGGAGGUUCUACGGACAAUGCCGGCUCUUCGGCUUAGAAAUAGAGAUGAGCACCAACCCCCAGAGUCGGUCAUGACUGGACUUAACGUCAGGGGAAACCUUUACCUUUACCUUAUAAUUGUGCUUGAAUUCAUUUUUGAUUUUAUACUGCUUUGUUAUUUGAUCGUUUUGUUUUAUAUUUUACUUGUUUAUACAUUGUCUUCUUCUGGGCUUGGCCCCAUGUUAGCCGCCCUGAGUCCCUUCAGGGAGACAGUGGCGGGAUACAAAAAUAAAGUAUUAUAUUAUUAUAUUAUUAUUACAACUCAAGCUCCCAAGCUACCUUCAUUCUGUGGUUUGUAGUGUGCUCAUCAUUGGCCUAGAGCAGUCUCAACCUGCAGUUACCAGAUGGUUUUGGCCUACAACUCCCAGAAAUCCCAGCCAGAUGGUUUUGGCCUUCAACUCCUAGCUGUUAGGAUUUCUGGGAGUUGAAGGCCAAAAACAUCUGGGGACCCCAGGUUGAGAACCACUGGCCUAGAAAGACAAAUAGCUGGAAGUUACCGUCUUUCAAGGAAGGACUCCAGUCUACAUGCAUAAAACAAUGUCCAAAACCAAUAACAUCCGUAUUGUGGGCAGUUACAACAGACAUGGCAAAUAAAUAAAUAAAUAAAAACAAUAAAAGUGGGCCCAGAUUUCCAUAAAUUGUGUUCUCACAGUGGACAAACAGAUUUCUGUGAGAAGCGCACCUGUAAGAUGAAGAACACUCUCUCUGGCUUAUAAAACAGAAGGUAAUAUAUAACCAAUGUGGCUGAAAGCAAUCAAUAGUUAUAUCCUCUAUUAAAUUGUUUUAUCCUCUUUUUAAAGUCUUCUAUCUCAACCUUUUGGGGUGCUAAAUACCAUAAUUUAAAUCCACACUAUGUGAAGAGGUGCUUUCUUUGGCUAAGAAUGAAUAUUCCACUUCUCAGCUAUGUGAGAUGACCCUUGUACUUCAUUACUCUUUCACUAAUAUUGUAGUGCGAGGAGCGUUGAAGGACUCAGGAGCUGUUGGUAGAGAAGAUGUGAUCUUGAGGAAAGGUCGAUGGAGCUAGGCAUGUCUAGCUUGGUGAAGAGAAGAAUGAAGGGGGGAUGUGAUCACACUCUUUAAAUACCUCAAGGGCUAUGACAAGGAGUAGCCUGUUCUCUACUGCCUUAGCGGUUGGCACCAGGUUAGAAAGAACAUCUUGACAUUAAAAAUGAGUUGAUAAUGAAACCAAUUGUGUGGUGUGGUGAUAAGGUCUUCUUCUCUGUAUGUUUUCAAAAAGAGGAUUGUGAUGGCACACCCGAGGCUAUGGUGUCUGGCUUUACUCUGGUGCUAUCUGUAUACCUCCUGAUAAGAUCAAGACCCUUAACAUACAGAGGCACUUUAGGCAAGAUAAAAGUUAACCAAAAUGAGUUUACUGAAUGUCACGCCUGUGGAAACGGAGCACCAAGAACCGAACACGGAGGCCAAAUACUAUCUAAUAUCUUUAUUAAGGAAAUAUAUAAGAAUAAUAAAAACAAGUAGAAAAUAUAGUCCAGAAGCAGACCUAUCAAAUGAGGUCAAAUAUAGUCCAGAAAUAUUUUGUCCAAUAAAUGAUAUUAGAGUCCAAAGAUAAAAUCCAAUAAACCGAAACACACACUAUUGCCAAGCAAUAGUGUGUGGAAUUGUCCAGGGUCUUUCAAGGUCCAAGGUAAAUCUACAACAAGGCUGGAAACAAACUUGCUUCUAGGAACAAGGUCCGUGACUAGGAACGCGGCAAGGCAAUUCUUGAAUACUUGGAUAGGCAAGGCAAGGAAACUGGAUUUGCGGACUUUGCGAAGUCCACACAAGGCUGGAAACACGAAAUCACUCCUGAAGCUGCUCUGUUGACUCCGCACGGAAACUACCGUGCCAGGCACCUAUAUCUGGGCCCCGUUUCCCUGCCAAGCAGGUGUCCAGCGUUCUCUUUCCCUAGAGAACAGGAAACGGAACCCAGCUUUUUCCAGAUGUGAGACUCCCUAGAUUUUCCCAGGGGAAACAUGGCUAAUCAGUGUCUUGUUUAGCUGCAAUUCUCAAGCUCCUUAGAACCUGUUCUUUCACUCCCCUGUCUGCAGUAUAGGACUGUCUCCUAGCAAAAGGGGGUGAGAGCUGCUCAAGGUCUGUUUUAAUGGGUUCUUGGAGAAAAACAUCAACAUCAGGCAUCUGGAAAGAUUCCGGCUCUUGCUGAACCGGCGAAAACCCCAUGUUUUCGUCUUCAUUAGCCACAAUGGCACUGGGAGCAGGACUACAAGGCCCAUGAGGCAUCACACUGAAAAGAAGAAGAACAAAGUGCUAACUCCACCCGGGACUACUGUAAAAUAGCUUAAAACAAUACAUGAUGAAAGGAGAUUUUGCUGGUUGCAGUCAUCUCUCUGGAAUCCUGGAAAGUCUUUUGCCUCUGCUGCAAAGCGAUGGAUUAUAAACUAGUUCUUAUAAGCUGCCUUGGUCUUCUAUUUUGUGAAACUUGUGCUGACCACAAGCUUCUGUUGUCACUGGGACUGAUGGUAUAUAAAUACAGUAGAGUCUCACUUAUCCAAGCUAAACGGGCCGGCAGAAGUUUGGAUAAGCGAAUAUCUUGGAUAAUAAGGAGGGAUUAAGGAAAAGCCUAUUAAACAUCAAAUUAGGUUAUGAUUUUACAAAUUAAGCACCAAAACUUCAUGUUAUACAACAAAUUUGACAGAAAAAAGUAGUUCAAUACGCAGUUAUGAUAUGUUGUAAUUACUGUAUUUACAAAUUUAGCACCAAAAUAUCACGAUCUAUUGAAAACAUUGACUACAAAAAUGGCUUGGAUAAUCCAGAAGCUUGGAUAAGCAAGGCUUGGAUAAGUGAGACUCUACUGUACUGUGUUUUAGUGCUAAGGAUGCCUGUUUGGAUUGCUAGGCCUAGGAUUUCCAGACAAUAACCAAGCCUCUAAACUAGGGGUCCCCAAACUAAGGCCCGUGGGCCAGAUGCGGCCCUCCAAGGUCAUUUACCUGCCCCCCACCCUCAGUUUUAUAAUAUAAUAUUUUUAUAUCAGUUUUAAUAAUAUAAUAUAUUGUAUAUACAUAUAGUCUUGAUAAUAAUAUUAUAAUGUUAUACAAUAUAAUACUAAUAAUAAUACCAUAUAAUAAUAUUAAUUAUAUGUUAUAUAUUACAUAUAAUAUUACAGUAUAGUGGUAUAUUUCAAUCUAGUAAUAUAUAAUGCUAAUAUUGUGCUAUGUUAAUAAUAUAAUAUAUUGUAUGUACAUACAGCUGCUCUGAGUGAGAAGGGUGGGAUAUAAAUGUAGUAAAUAAAGGUAGUAAAUAAAUAAUUAAUUUUAGGCUUAGGCUCGCCCAAAGUCUGAAAUGACUUGAAGGCACACAACAACAACAACAACAAUCAUAAUUAACCUGACUAUCUCAUUGGCCAGUAGCAGGCCCACACUUUCCAUUGAAAUCCUGAUAGGUUUAUGUUGGUUAAAAUUGUUUUCAUUUUUAAAUAUUGUAUUGUUCUUUGUUAUUGUUGUAUUGCACUAUAAAUAAGACAUAUGCAGUGUGCAUUGGAAUUUGUUUGUAUUUUUUUCUUCAAAUGAUAAUUCGGCCCCUCAACAGUCUGAAGGAUUGUGGACCGGCCCUCUGCUUCAAAAGUUUGGGGACUCCUGCUCUAAACACUGUAGCUCUAUUGCAGAAAGUAAAAGGAAUCUAGCAAGAAAGUUCUGUAACAGGCAAAUGGAACAGACCAACUAAGGCUGGCCUCCAGUCUGAAUUUUAGGCUCCACACAAAAACUAAUACAAAUGGAGGCAUCUACACUAUUGGGAUACCUAAACAGAGGGAACUAAAGCAAAGGAGAUGAAAAGGCAAAGCCAAGACUUCACAAGGAUGGAAAGCUACCUGGUUGGGGUGCUUUAGCAGGAGAUCCUACAUUGAGCCCAUGCGGCACCUUCAAAUGCUACGAUUUUUGUGAUUCUAUGAUUGAUCUUCUUGCAAUGGAGCCUGUUCAAUAGAAAGAGGAAGACUGAAACCUUCUGCCAGUUGGCCAUUCAUGGUAUUCCAAAUUCAAUCCCGGUGAGCUCCAGCCAAAAGUAACCCAACUAGCAACCUUGGCGGCAGCAGCAGCAGCCUGUAAGAAAUCCUUAUUUUUGAUGGAAAUAAAGUAAGACUUGAAUGGAUUGUGUAUCUGGCUCGACAAGCUCACCCCCUUUUUAAUUGUCUCUCUACACGGAUCUUUUGUUCCAAAUCUCCUUUGUACUUCUAUUACAGUGACCUGGGUUGGAUCCCGUGAGGGAAUAAAAUACCAUUCUUAGGUUUUGCCAAUAGUCUUUGAGCCCAGUGAGUUGGCUUUCCAAGAUACUAAUUGGAUUGUGUUGGAAAACUGUUAGGAGGGACCAGCGGCUGUUGAUUUCCACAGAUCUAGGAACUUCAAAGCUCUGGCUUGGGUGGUUUCCACCAUAAUUUUUCUGUAACUGGCUUUGCUUCUCUCAUGUUCAAGAAGUGCUGGCAUUUGGACCAGCUCUUAUGCCUUUCCAACGUUAACUUGGGAUUCAGAAAAUAAAUGUGUAGGUGUUUGUUUAUAUUUUUCUUCCCUGGAGAGGAGAGGAUUGCUUUGGAAAACAUUUCCCGGAUUCAUUUCUGCAUGCUGGACUGAUAUUUAAAAGGGACAGAAAAUAUACACUAUACAACCCCUGGGACCCUGAGGUGUGGCCCAGUUAUUCUAUCUAACAUCCUUUUAAAAUGUUGGCCAUUUUGUUGGAAGUUGGAUUGGAUGGUCCAAUCCCUGUGAUCUCUUCCAACUCUAUUAUUUUAUGAAGUCAUGGAUCCCCUCACAUAUGUAAAUAUCCUUGGCCGGUAAUGCUCAUACUCCUUCUUCCCUGUUUGGUCCAUUUUUCAGAAAUAGGUUAAAUUCCCCGAUUACUAGAUUCCAGUCAUUUAUUUACUUACUUACUUAUUUACAGUAUUUAUAAUGUAUGAGGCAAACAUUCAGUGCCAUUAGACAUACGACACACACAGACAGAGACACAGAGGCUAUUUAACAUUCCCAGCUUCUGGCUUCAUGAGGGUGUGCUCGAUUCCGGCCACAUCAUCAUCCACUGUGACACCGAGUCCUUGAUGGAGUACUUCCUCAUCUUCUGGCACACAUGCUGGUGGACAUUAUUAUGGUGAUGUUAGUUACUAGUAGUUAAAUUAGCCUCCCUGCAUAAAGCGUAUCUAAAUUUCCACUUGACAGAAGCUUUCUGUCAAAUCUGUCUUUCGGGCUGCUUAGGUAAACAGUAAGCUAGGCUAUUAAUGGUUGGGGCUUAACCCGACCCGGGCUUCGAUCUCAUGACCUCUUGGUCAGUAGUGAUUUAUUGCAGUUGGCUACUAACCAGCUGCGCCACAGCUCGGCCCUUAGAAACUCUUAUUUGUCAUUCACACAUAUUAUAGCUGUGACUGAUAAUAAUUCUUUUGAAAUGUAAUUAUUACAAAAAAGGGAAUGACUUAUAGAAGUGAUAGUUCAUGGCUUCAUUUAACCAGCCAUAGUUUCCUUGUGUACGCCUUCCCUAGCACUUUAAUGGGACAACAGUUCUGGUAUCUACCUCUUCCCGAUUGUAUCUGACAUUACUUGCACUUUCUUUGGCCCAGUUCUUUUUAGGAGCCAACCCAGGAUUUUAUCAAAGUAUGUUUAUUGUAUGUGACUUCAUUUGUUUUAUGACUUCUUUUAUUGUUGAUUGACUUGUUUUAUUGUUGAGUUUUUUACAUUGUCUGUUUUGCCUGGGCUUGGCCCCAUGUAAGCUGCCCCGAGUCCCUUCAGGAAGAUGAGGCAGGGUAUAAUAAUAAUAAUAAUAAUAAUAAUAAUAAUAAUAAUAAUAAUAAUAAUAAUAAAUAAUUGACACAAUGACAUUGUAUGACACAGCAAACAAGAUAGAUAUGCUGGAUUUCGUAUCACAAAAUCACAAGUCGAACACUUCCCAAGUGUCUAGGACUGUGUGAUAUAUUUUCGGAUGACAUUAUUAUUAUUAUUAUUAUUAUUAUUAUUAUUGUAUUAUGACACAGCAAACAAGAUAGAUAUGCUGGAUUUCGUAUCACAAAAUCACAAGUCGAACACUUCCCAAGUGUCUAGAACUGUGUGAUGUAUUUUCGGAUGAAAUUAUCAUCAUUAUUAUUAUUAUUAUUAUUAUUAUUAUUAUUAUUAUUAUUAUUAUUAUUUUAUUAUGACACAGCAAACAAAAUAGAUAUGCUGGAUUUCGUUUCACAAAAUCACAAGUCGAACACUUCCCAAGUGUCUAGGACUGUGUGAUGUAUUUUCAGAUGAUGCGUGCAGAUCCCAGUAGGGUGGCCUUUUGCAGUUGGCAGAUCAUAAUUUUGUCAAUGUCUAUUGUUUCCAAAUGCCGGCUGAGAUCUUUUGGCACGGCACCCAGUGUGCCCAUCACCACUGGGACCACCUGGACUGGUUUCUGCCAGAGUCUUUGAAGUUCAAUCUUGAGGUCCUGUUAGCGGCUGAGAUUUUCCUGUUGUUUUUCGUCAAUGCGACUGUCACCUGGGAUGGCGAUAUCAAUUAUCCACAUAUUUUCUUUUCCACAACUGUGGUGUCUGGUGUGUUGUGUUCCAGAACUUUGUCAGUCUGUAUUCGGAAGUCCCACAGUAUCUUUUCGUGUUCAUUUUCCAAUACUUUUGCAGGUUUGUGAUCCCACCAGUUCUUUGCUGCUGGGAGGUGGUACUUGAGGCAUAAGUUCCAAUGAAUCAUUUGGGCCAUGUAGUUGUGCCUCUGUUUGUAGUCUGUCUGUGCAAUUUUCUUACAGCAGCUGAGGAGAUGAUCAAUGGUUUCGUCGGUUUCCUUGCACAGUCUGUAUUUUGGGUCAUCAGCUGAUUUUUCGAUCUUGGCCUUAAUUGCAUUUGUUCUGAUGGCUUGCUCCUGGGCUGCAAGGAUCAGGCCUUCUGUCUCAUCAUCAUCAUCAUCAUCAUCAUCAUCAUCAUCAUCAUCAUCAUCAUCAUUAUUAUUAUUAAGGUGGUGGAUCUACUCUAGGUUUUAGCCCUAGAACGUGUUUUUUAAAAAGAGCUAUCCAAGGUACUGAUUCAAAUCCCCAAAUUUCAUCAAGCAUUGUGGAUAGUGAUUUUAGAGUUCAAAUGAAAGUUUGCAGCAUAGUCAAAGGUUUAUGCUUGGCACCAUAAAGCCAACACUGUGUUAUAAGUAACUCUGUUAUUUGUAAGACAUUAAUCUUAGAAUCUGGUUGCAGCCCAGCAACAGUAAGGAUUCAGUAUCAGAAACCACUGCGUUCUUCUCGUUUUUCUGAAUGGUACAUCCUCAGCUCCUCCUUUCUCCGCUCAUGUUUCUUUGUAGCAAAGACAUAAAGGAAUUAAGAAUUCCUAAGAGGAUAAUAGAGCAGGUUCCCUCUGGCCGGUAUCCCUUUUACCCUGACCUAUGCACAGUGUGUUAAAGCGCUGAGCUGCUGAAUUUGCGGACCAAAAGGUCCCAGGUUCAUAUCCUGGGAGUGGAAUGAGCGCCCGCUGUUAGCCCCAGCUCCUGCCAACCUAGCACUUCGAAAACAUGUAAAUGUGAGUAGAUCAAUAGGUACCGCUCCAGUGGGAAGGUAAUGGCGCUCCAUACAGUCAUGCCAACCACAUGACCUGGAGAUGUCUGUGGACAACGCCGGCUCUUCGACUUAAAAAUGGAGAUGAGCACCAACCCCCAGAGUGUGAGUAGAUCAAUAGGUACUGCUCUGGCAGGAAGGUAAUGGCACUCCAUGCAGUCAUGCCAGUGGCCACAUGACCUUGGAGGUGUCUAUGGACAAUGCCCGCUCUUCAACUUAGAAAUGGAGAUGAGCACCAACCCCCAGAGUCGGUUACAACUGGACGUAACGUCAGGGGAAACCUUUACCUUUACCUAUGCAACUUAUUCUAAGAAAUGCAGAUAUAUUCUGGAAUUUCCUGUGCACAGAGGUCCCUCUUGGUGCUUUUGUUGUCCUGAGCGGAGUAACAAGGAAGAUGUUAAAGAAGUAUACAAUGCUUAAUAUGUAUUUAUUGGUUAAAAGAGAUUCCUAUGUGGUCUACUUGGGAAUUUCCUCGGGCGCUUCAAAACAGCAUUGUAUUGGUCAGGCUUAGCUAGGUCCACCUUCCCCAUUAAACCAAGACGCUCCUCUUCCCGUGAGCCAUGCUUUUAUUGCAGACCAAGUGUCAUUCAAAGCGCUAGAGGGCAGCACAGUGUACUAGAAGGACAGGUUUUAGGUAGAAAGAAAAGACCCGCAAUUCAGCAUUACCCAGAGAAUAAUGCAUGCCUCUGUGUGUAGGUUCAUGGAGGGAGUAGAACUGGACACGGGAGAAAAAGCCUUUCUCAAACUGACUCGGUCUCUCCUUGCAGAGAAAUGUUGCUGGAACUGGCUUUCUCAGAACAAAAGCUUUGCACCCGCUGAGUGUAAUGGUGGGAGGCCUGACAAUGUGGUGUUUUGAUCGUUGAUGGAGUGAAGCUUCUGGAUUAGUGAGUUCAAUGCACAUAGAUUUCAACAUGACUCUUUGGCAUAGAAUUCAGCCUUUGUGCUCUAGUGGUUUAAGAACUGGAACACUAGAAGACCAGAGUUUGGAUGCCGCUCAGCCACGGAAAUCCACUGGGUGACCUUGAGUAAAUCCUACCCUUAGAGGAAAGCAAUGGAAAAUGCUCGCUAAACACAUCUGCCAAGAAAACUCCAUUAUAGGCUUGCCUUUGUGUUGCUACAAAUCUGAAAUAACUUGAAGACAUAAUGUUAACAAACGUCCGUCAUCCAUAACAUGCAGUGUGUUUUCUUGAGCAGAAGGUGGGAAGAAAUAACCACUGGAAGAAUAUUUUGGAUUUAGCAUGAAGUCUUGGGCUGGGAUAUAAUAUUAGAGCAUUAGAGCAUAAAGCCCCACCAGUGUUUCUCUGCUGGGCUUCCAUGUCCCAUGUGCAACACAUCUGGAUCUGCAUUUCAAAGUCCAUCCUCAUGUUUACUGUCUCUGUUUUCUUCCAUUUUGCUAACUUUCUAAUGGUACUUUUGAACAAGCUGUUUACAUCAAAGGAGUCAGGUACACAGGAACAUUGUCAGGCACAAUCCAUAUAUGAUAGAUCAGGGGUCCUCAAACUUUUAAAGCAGAGGGCCGGUCCACAAUCCUUCAGACUGCUGAGGGGCCAAAUUAUCAUUUGGGGGGAAAACCCGAACAAAUUCCUAUGCAAACUGCACAUAUCUUAUUUGUAAUGCAAAACAACAAUAACAAUGAAAGAAUACAAUAUUUAAAAAUGAAAAUAAACAUAAACCUAUCAGGAUUUCAAUAGGAAGUGUGGGCCUGCUUCUGGCCAAUGAGAUAGUCAGGUUAAUUAGGGUUGUUGUUGUUGUUGUUGUUGUUGUGUGUCUUCAAGUCAUUUCAGACUUUGGGCGAGCCUAAGUCCAAAAUUAUUUAUUUAUUCAUUUACUACAUUUAUUUACUACAUUUAUAUCCCACCCUUCUCACCCCGAAGGGAACUCAGAGCAGCUGUAUGUACAUACAAUAUAUUAUAUUAUUAGCAUAGUACAAUAUUAGCAUUAUACUAUAUUGAACUAUACCACUAUACUGUAAUAUUAUAUGUAAUAUAUAACAUAUAAUUAAUAUUAUUAUUAUAUGGUAUUAUUGUUAGCAUUAUAUUGUAUAAAAUGAUAAUAUUUUUAUCAAUAUUAUAUAUUUAUACAAUAUAUUAUAUUAUUAAAACUGAUAUAAAAAUAUUAUAUUAUAAAUGAGGGCGGGGGCCAGGUAAAUUACCUUGGAGGGCCGCAUCCGGCCCCCGGGCCUUAGUUUGGGGACCCCUGUGAUAGAGCCUAGAAUAUUAUUUCUGUGGUUGAUAAAUUCCAGUCACCCCACUCUGUUGUGACUGGAAUUCCAUCUAGUCUUUUGUUUGGUCUUGGAGUGGUACUUAAUCUUUAAAGUACAAAAGAUGCUAGUCAGGUGCUGGGAUAUGUUGAGAGAAUAUAUAGCCUUUAGUUGCCAAAAUGCACAGGUCAUCAUCUGAUUCAGAUGAGAAAUCUGGAUAUAUUCAACUUGUCAAUCUCCAUGUGCAUUAAACCACAACUCCUACCAUCCCCAGGCAGCAAGCUGUAGACCAGGGGUCCCCAAACUAAGGCCCGGGGGCCGGAUGUGGCCCAUCGAAGCCAUUUAUCCAGCCCCCAUGGCACAAGGGCAGAAGGGGGUUGGGCUAAAUGACCCAAGGGGUCUCUUCUUCUCUUACAACCAUUAUUAUUAUUAUUAUUAUUAUUAUUAUUAUUAUUAUUAUUAUUAUUAUUAUUAACAUUGAGGCAGAAGGGGGUUGGACUCAAUGGCCCAAGAGGUCUCUUCCAACCCUCUUUAUUGUUGUUGUUGUUGUUGUUAUUAUUAUUUAUUGCUCGGUGGCCAACUAUAGGUGGCCCUCCAAUGGUCCGAAGGAUCGUGAACUGGCUCCCUGUUUAAAAAGUUUGGGGACCCUUGCUGUAGAAUAUACUACUUGAUGGUGGAUACUUCAAUACUGACAAAAACCUAUUUAUGUGAGACUUGAAUCAGUUGUUUGCAUUUUCUUCCAGAACACAACUACAUUAGCUAGCAGCCUAAAACAGUCAGACACAAAAAAGCAGAGAACAUGGUUAUGUGCCCAAGCUUUUGUUGAGUAAAUGACAAAGUUGACAUGGCCUGAUUUAAGGAUGAAACAUGAGGAUCUCGAACGAAUUGGAAUUAAUUAUAUAUACGUUUUUUAAGGUUUUUAUAAUGUGUUUUAACAAUGUUAUUAAUGGAUUUGUUUGUAUUGUUUUGUUUUUAUGAUUGCAGUUUGGGCAUUAAAUUUUGCCAGUUUUUGUAAGCCGCCCUGAGUCCCCUCGGUUGAGAAGGGCGAGGUAUAAAUGUUGCAAAUAAAUAAAUAAAUAAAGUAGUGGCUGAUGUUGGGGAGGACAGCCAGGAAGAAGCAAUAGAUGUUGUCUCCUGGACCUCCACCAUAAUACAUCUAGCGUAAUUUGAUAGAAAUCUUUAACAGACGGGAAGCCAUAUUCCUUCUUUUUUUUGCUUUCUUCUUGUUUUCUCUUUACAAAAUAACUGCUUGGAUUCUCUUUAAUUUCCCCAAGACAUGCGAAUUCCCCAAUGUCUGGCAUAUGCAUAUGAAGACUCCGGGAAUGAAUUGAUAGAUAGUGUGAGAGCCAGAGAGCUGCAACUUUGCAUAAAUGCUUAGCUGAAUAUGAAGUGUCUUCUAGGGUUCCAACAUCUUCUUGUAGAGUCAGCAGAACAAACCAGCAAAUGGCCACUUUUAUCAGGUGUUAACACAAGGGGGAAAGGGAUGGUGCAAAUUGUUUAUUUAUUUUUAUUUACAGUAUUUAUAUUCCGCCCUUCUCACCCCAAAGGGGACUCAGGGCGGAUCACAUCAUAUACAUAUAGGGCAAACAUUCAAUGCCCAUAUACACAUAGACAGAGACAGACGCAGAGGCAAUUUAACCUUCAUCUGAGGGCAUGUUCGAUUCUGGCCACACGGGGGAGCAGCUGCUUCAUCAUCCACAAUGACAGCACUUCCUCAUUCCAACAAUGUAAAUUAGUUAAAUUUGCCUCCCCACUUUAUAAAUUGUAUCUUAUUUCCUACUUGAUAGAUGCAACUAUCUUUCGGGUUGCUAGGUCAGCAACAAGCAGGGGCUAUAUUUUAUUUUUUAAUUGAUAGAUUCUCACCCCGCCACGGGCUGGCCUCGAACUCAUAACCUCAUGGUCAGAGUGAUUUAUUGCAGCUCACCAGCCUGCGCCACAGCCCGGCCCCUUGUUUGUUGAGCUCAGAUCCAUAUGCAACACGUAAACUUGUGGGUAGACUUCGUGAAGAGUAAGCUCUCCACCCUACCCACCUUACAAGCACACUAUGAAAUUAAAGGCUGAAAUCUUGCACUGAGAUUGCAUAGCAUUGGAGCUCUGUAUUGAUUGCGCGGUAGAGAGCAGUCCAUGUAGGAAAUGACACUGUUGCACACCCAAAUGCACAACUGAACACACAUCUGCAUCCACACCAGCAUCAUGUGUACAACCCUCCUUCUGCUACCUUCAGUUGAACUGAAAUGUUCUGCAUUGGAUAAAAAGGUCCAGUUUCUUCUGUAGUUGGAACAUAUAUAUGUGGCAGAUACCGUCAGGAUUCUAGCCAAAAUAUUUGGGUAGAGUGAUGACCCAACUCUAUGGAGCAGUGAUGGAGACCAUGGGACCCUUCAGAAGGCAUUGCAGUUCCCAUGAUGCCUUACCAUUGGCUGUGCUAGUGACUGUUGCAGGAAGGUUUGAAGAAAAACAGUGGAAGGCCACAUACUCUGCCGCAGUAAAUAAAAAGCGAGCUAUAAAUGUAACAAAAAAUAGAGAAAUUUGGUUGAACGGGGUAACUGCUAAAGACCUGGAUUUACCUUGUAAUCAAGUUGUUAACAGUUUUGAAUACGUAGAAUGGACUCAUUCACUCAAUGAGUUUUACCUGUAUGUUGAUUUACCAUUCAACAAUUUGUUGACUAGGUCUACUUUAGUUUCGACAAACCAACAGGAUGCCAGCCAUACCAUUUAUUCACUUGUAAUCUUUUAUGGAGAAAAUUUUUCUAAAGGAGAUUACAAGGAAUAUCUAUCUAUCUAUAUGGGUGAAAACAAAAUGAUUGUUAUGUUACAAAUCAUCAGGGCUGUUAGUUUUGGAUGGCUUCGUUGGAGGUAGAGAAGUGCAACUCAGGAACUCAGGGUGGAUCACAUUAUAUACAUACAGGGCAAACAUUCAAUGCCCAUAUACACAUAGAACCGAGACAGAGACAGACACAGAGGCAAUUUAACCUUCUCCUGAGGGGAUGUUCGAUUCUGGCCACAGGGGGGAGCAGCUGCUUAAUCAUCCACUGUGAUGGCACUUCCUCAUUCCAACGUCGUAAAUUAGUUAAAUUUGCCUCCCCACUUUAUAAGUGGUACCUUAUUUCCUACUUGAUAGAUGCAACUAUCUUUCGGGUUGCUAGGUCAGCAACGAGCAGGGGCUAUUUUAUUAUUAUUAUUAUUUAAUUGACGGGUGCUCACCCAGCCACAGGCAGGCCUCAAACUCAUGACCUCAUGGUCAGAGUGAUUUAUUGCAGCAGGCUGCUCACCAGCCUGCACCACAGCCCGGCACCUAUGUAGACAUAGACCUACAUGGACUUGCAUGAUACACCUACUUCUUCCUAUAUUUGGUUUCAUUUGUGCUUUAUCCCCUCAGUAGAUAUACUUGUGAGUAUGAAGAGUAUUGUAUAGAUUGACUAUCUCCACCCCCCCCCCCCCCCCAAGUUCUACAUAAUUCCAUCCUGUGUAAUAGGAAGACAUUCAACAUGUGUGCUGUCACCUUCUCUCUCCCCACCCCACCUUUCUUGGCAGGAGAAAACACCAGCGACGGUUGUAGUUGUUUUCACUGCUUGCUUUCUAGAUGAUGUGAAUUUUAGAUCACAAAUAAUGUUCAUCUCUGACUAUGACGGGUGGUAGGUGGAAAGGAUGACUCAUGCACUCCUCUGCUUUGGGGCGAUUGUGUUCGGGAUGUAGCUCUGAAAUAUUGGAAAGAAACUGGCAGAUGCGAGAGUGGUGGGCAGCUUUCUAUUUUUAGGCGGUGUUAUACAACCUGCCCUCUUGCACACUUGCGAUCUGCAGCCGGUGCCACCAACAUUUUCCUUUGCAACUGAUCGCCAGUUCUAAAGGAAGACUCUGCUUGGGGGAGAAGCUUUGAGGAGACACAUAGAAUACUGGAGGAAUUUGCAGACGCUGCAUGCCGUAGAUAUGGAGCUGUACACGGGACUCCAGAGACUGACAAUCAAGAACUCAGGGCUCCGAAGCAUUCAGCCGCGUGCGUUCGACAAGAACCCUCAUCUGCGCUACAUAAACCUGUCUGGGAACCGCUUGACUACUCUAUCAUGGCUACUCUUCAAGACAUUGAGACUUAUUGAACUGAGGUUGGAACGAAAUAUUUUCAACUGCAGCUGCGAUAUCCGUUGGAUCCAGCUGUGGCAGCAGAAAGGUGAAGCCAAUUUGCAGUACCAGGAGUUGCGCUGCACAAGCAUGGAAACCAGCCACAUCUCUAUCCAGGAGAUGAAUAUCAGCCAGUGCGAUCUUCCUGAAAUCAGUGUGAGCCAUGUCAAUCUAACUGUGUGUGAAGGCGAAAAUGCUGUUAUCACCUGCAACGGUUCAGGAUCCCCUCUGCCUGAUGUUGACUGGAUGGUGGUCAAUCUGCGCUCUAUCAACACUCAUCAGACGAACGCCAACUGGACCAAUGUUCAUUCCAUCAACCUGACCCUGGUGAAUGUCACAAGUGAAGACAACGGCUUCCUGCUGACAUGUAUUGCUGAGAACGUGGUGGGAAUGUCUAAUGCCAGUGUGCUUCUCACUGUCUAUUAUCCUCCCCGCAUUAUCAGCUUGUUGGAGCCCAUCCGGCACAUGGAGCAUUGCAUUGAGUUCUCGGUGCAUGGGAACCCUCCGCCGCAAAUCCAUUGGCUGUACAACGGCCAGGUUCUCAGGGAAACAGAAUUCAUACGGAUGGAGCUGUUCCAGGAAGGAGAAGUCUCCGAUGGCUGCCUGCUCUUCAACCAUCCAACACACUACAACAACGGCAACUACACCAUCGUGGCUUCCAAUUAUCUGGGGACGGUCAACCAGACUGUCCGAGGGCACUUCCUGGAGAAACCUUUUCCAAGCAUUUCAGACGUAAUUGAGACAUUUGAAUAUAGUCCAAGUCCCAGCCCUCUUAUCACGGUGACGCAUAAACCAGAGGAAGACACAUUUGGGGUGUCCAUAGCUGUUGGACUUGCAGCCUUCGCCUGUGUCCUCCUGGUGAUCCUCUUUAUCAUGAUCAACAAAUAUGGUCGACGGUCAAAAUUUGGAAUGAAAGGUACAAGUCAAUCUCUUCCCACAUCUCCCAGUGAAUUCUAUUCUGGGCGAGGUCCCGUGGCUGUGAUCAGCGGGGAAGAAGAUUCGGCUAGUCCUCUCCAUCAUAUCAACCAUGGUAUCACUACGCCUUCAUCAUUGGACGCUGGUCCAGAUACGGUUGUGAUAGGCAUGACCCGUAUUCCUGUCAUCGAAAACCCACAGUACUUCCGACAAGGACACAAUUGCCACAAACCGGACACGUAUGUGCAACAUAUCAAGAGGAGAGAUAUCAUUCUGAAGAGAGAACUUGGUGAAGGUGCUUUCGGGAAGGUCUUCCUAGCAGAGUGCUACAACCUCAGCCCCACCAAGGACAAGAUGCUCGUGGCUGUGAAGGCUCUGAAGGACCCAACUUUAGCGGCUCGGAAGGAUUUCCAGAGGGAAGCAGAACUGCUCACCAACCUGCAGCAUGAUCAUAUUGUGAAGUUCUAUGGUGUCUGUGGUGACGGAGACCCUCUCAUAAUGGUCUUUGAAUACAUGAAACAUGGGGACCUGAACAAGUUUUUGAGGGCUCACGGCCCAGAUGCAAUGAUCCUUGUGGAUGGACAACCUCGGCAAGCCAAGGGGGAGCUGGGCCUUUCUCAGAUGCUCCACAUUGCUAGCCAGAUAGCUUCAGGAAUGGUUUACCUUGGCUCCCAGCACUUUGUACACAGAGACCUGGCCACGAGGAACUGCUUGGUUGGAUCCAACCUUCUGGUGAAGAUUGGUGACUUUGGGAUGUCCAGAGAUGUCUAUAGCACCGAUUACUACAGGGAAGUGCCGCAUCCGAAGGGCUAUUUCAGCACAACGUGGCAGCAGCAGAGACUAGCAGCAAUGGCAGCUACAACAGUCGGCGGGCAUACUAUGCUUCCCAUCCGUUGGAUGCCUCCUGAGAGUAUCAUGUACCGGAAAUUCACAACGGAGAGUGAUGUCUGGAGUUUUGGGGUGAUCCUCUGGGAAAUCUUCACCUAUGGGAAGCAGCCUUGGUUCCAACUGUCAAACACAGAGGUCAUUGAGUGCAUCACCCAAGGCCGUGUCUUAGAGAGGCCUCGCGUCUGUCCCAAGGAAGUUUACGACAUCAUGCUGGGCUGCUGGCAGAGGGAACCUCAACAACGUCUGAACAUCAAGGAUAUCUACAAGAUCCUUCAUGCUCUGGGCAAAGCCACACCAAUCUACCUGGACAUCCUUGGCUAGCUACGGCCACUUUUCAGAUGUCGUUGUGUCCUUCUUCUCCUGUCCCUACCUCUCCCUUGACCUCAAGCCAACAUAUUCAUAUAAACUCAAGUGCCUGCUACACAUACAACACUGAAAAAAAGAGAGACAAUAAAAUAUACAAGCCCCCUCCCCUCCGAAGAAACAAGCAGUAAGACAAUUUGGAUUAUAUAUAGCUAGAAAUAAUAUAGAGAGAGGAAAGAAGACGAGAGAGAGGGAGAGAGAGAGAAUCCUCUACAGUAUUAACGAGAGAAAUGGAAAAAGACAAUAUUUAACUCAAGGUGUGGAAGUGACUGUGAAUCCUCUUGUUUUCUUUUGCGUCCAGCUGCUGGUUAGAACUCGGUUCACUUGGGAAAGCUGAAAGACAAUCCCGUCAAAGGAGGAAAACCUGGAAAGGCUGUGCCUGAUCGGGAGCUGCACUGUGUGGGAUCAAUCUCCAUUCGUUGGGGAGAAACAAUGGCAUUUGGUAAUGGAUAAUUCCUUGCCCUUCCUUCUGGAAAAACAUUCUUUGCUGAUCUCACCUACAUUCCUCGUGUCCCUUUUUCUUCCUCCCGCCCAGAAUACCAGAAGUUUUUGGAUUUUUCCACAUGUGCAGACUCUACCCUUUUGGAACCCUUUUGGAACGUUUACAGAUCGAAAGGCGUGCCUCACCUACGGGUAAAUGAACACGUACCAGGAAAUCAUCAUCCGACGACAAGAACUGGAUAUGGCAUUUUUCUGCCUCUCUCUUUUCUUUUUCUUGGUUUUCUUAAAAGAAUGUCCUGGGAAUGGCGUCGAGGAGCCAAACGACUGUCUAUAAGAGCCAUACAGGGAAAAGUGCAUGAGACGGAUAUCUGGAACGUAACAUCUCUCCUGUUGCCGAUUUUGCUACUGGAAUAAUCGCUCCAUGUGCACAACACAGAUCUAGCUCAGCACAACCGUUGUUUCCAGACAUGGUGGCUUGGAGGCCACGAUCUUGAUGAAAAAAAUCAAGCCAGUUCUUCACAUAAUCUAUACACACAGGCCGAAUUGGUUCCGUUCCUUAAUACUGUUUAUGAUAAUUUAUAUCAUACUGUUUUUUCUUGUACAAAACUAUCUUACAAUCUGUAGCGAGUUGAGUCUCCCAUCAGUAUUGUCCAGUAGGUAACGGGGGUGGGUGGGUUUAUCCAUGUGGAUUCUGGACAUGUUGUGGGGAGGGGGGUUUAAGGCCAAGAGAGUGAGAGAGGUUGAGAAAGUAAGGCACAGAGUUCAUGGUGAAGCACAAAAGUUGAAUCCAAAUAUCCCACAGUCCAUGUCUCAUGGCUGUGUCUGGAAGCAGCUGGCAAUGUGACUUCGAUGCUGGCUGCGGGGAAGUGACAAUCCAGCGCCUGUCCUAUAUCUCUGGUUUUGUCUGCUGCCUUCAUCCAUAGUGGAGGGUGCUAUGCCAUCCUUUGAGUUGAGGAGUACUGUAAUACCACUGCCAGGGGUUCGAAACACUGUCCAGUUUUCUACAUGGAAUGGGAGGGGGUAUUGUGUUGUUCUUGGCCUCAGGGAGCAAAAUAUCUUGGGUCGGCCUUAACCCUGUCUCUCUUUUACAAUGCUGAUGUUCGGUGUCUAGCUGGAAUGUAAACUGGAGAGGAUAGAGGAGACUUUUCUGUUCCUUCUCUGGAGAAGCUAGAAUGUGUCCAUUUGUAACCCCGUAAUUGAGCAGUAGGUGGUGAGAUGGAGUUGUUUUGUGGCCGCCCUGCACCAAGGAUGAGAUUGGAGAGCAGGAAGAAUGUCCUCGUCCCCAAGAUAUCCUGGUGGAAGCUUUUGCAUAUUCCGUCACAAUCUCAAGAUGUUGUAGUCCAAGCAUAAUUCUUCCCAGUUCCGGAUCUGGGAAACUGAGCUCUUGGCCAACCACUGUGCCUCAUCUGGUGUUGCCAACAUUUCAUCAUUUCCCAUCCUUCUGACAGGUAAUCUAAUCUAAUUAUUAAUUAUUUAUUAGCCAGGAGCCUCCGGUGGUGUAAUGGCAGGACUACCGACUUGAAGGUUGGGCUGCUGACCUGAAGGUUGCUGGUUCUAAU